AUGCACGCCACGGGCUGCGCGGAGCUGCUCUCCGGGCCGACGACGAGGCCCGCGCCGGAAGGAAGCGGGUCGUUCCGCACGCGCGGCGGCGAGGUCCUGGACGCCGUCGCCGUCGGGUCCGUGGCCACGCCGCGGUUCCUCGUGCAUCAGGUCUACCAGGUCCCCGGGCUGGGGCGGGGGGAGCGCGCCGUCGUCGUCGUGUCCGUGCGCCAGCUCACGCGGCUGGGCCUCGCCGUCACCUUCGGCUGCGAGGCCUGUGACGUCAGGGACCGGGGCACCGGCGCCCUCGUCGGGGAGGGCCGCCUGCGGGAGGAGGACGGCUUCUACUACCUUGAUUACCUCAGGGUCCCUCACCCUCAAAGCUAG
Molecule: messenger RNA, 366 nt
Organism: Miscanthus lutarioriparius
Lineage: Eukaryota; Viridiplantae; Streptophyta; Magnoliopsida; Poales; Poaceae
Source: the annotation of a GenBank genome assembly